CUAUGCAUUUUUCUACAUGUUUGCUGAUCAAAUGAGCCUACAAUUUGCGAAUUCUGUUUUGGAGUUAGAUGCUAUAAAGAAUGGAACAAGCCUUUUAAGUGGACCAAGAGAGGCCUAUGGAUAUGAAAUGCCAGUAUGACCGCUGGUUUGCUAGCCUAUUUUUCAGUAAUGGCCUCUGGCCACAAAGGCUUGAACAUUCGAGUGAAGAUCAUCGAUUUUAGCAAUGCCUGAACUUGCAUUUACACUGUAUUUUGGUUUGCUUGUUGACUCAAUUUACAACGUAUUUGGUGUCAAACCAGGAGCUGUUUUAGCACUUUGAAAUCUUCCAAUAAUUCUUUUAAGCCAAAGAAAAAAAAUUGAAACUGAGGUAAUUCUAUUUAACCAAUGAUGCAAUCAAUAGCGAAUUUGUCCCUCGUCGGAGGUCCAUCAUUCGACCGUUGGUCCAGAUCCCAAAAGUUGGAUCCCUUCUUUUGACUCGUGUCUGCGAGAGCAAGGCACCAUUGCUUCAAAGUCGGAGUUACGUCAAUGGGCGAUGGUGAGGAGUAGGUUAAUACAGAUGGUCUCAAAGCUUCAAUCUUUGAAGGAAGCAGAACAAGCCCAAGCUUCCAUCAUCAAAACAGCCCUUUGGGACCACUCUGGUAUCGUUCCCAAACUCGUAUCCUUCGCUUGUCUCUCUCCAGUGGGCAGCCUCUCGCAUGCCCAAGCAAUUUUUCAAGAAACCAGCAUGGACAAUCCCUUUGUUUGUAAUACUAUGAUUCGGGGUUACUCAAAGAGCGUGUUUCCCAUUAAAGCUAUACUCAUUUACAACUACAUGCACGGCGCUCACGUUGAAUGUGAUCACUUCACCUACAAUUUCGUGCUCAAAGCCUGUGGUAGGAUAAUCUGGUGCACUAAAGAUGAUGCGAUGGCUGGUGAGCGUAUCGAUAUUUCUUCCAAGGGAGCUGAGAUUCAUUGCAGAGUCUGGAAGUCAGGGUUCGAUCAGGAUCAGUAUAUUCAGAAUUCCCUGCUCCAUGUGUAUUCUCAGUGUGGAUCGGUGAGUCACGCCCGCUGCCUUUUUGAUGAAAUGACGCAAAGGACUGUCACUUCAUGGAACAUAAUUAUAUUGGCCUAUGAUCGGUCGGGUGAUUUCGCAUCCGCAAAUCGUCUACUCGAGUUGAUGCCUGCAAAGAAUGUGGUUUCUUGGAAUACCUUGAUGGGACGGUACAUCAGGAUGGGCAAUCUUGCAGCGGCAAAGAAGGUGUUCCUGGAGAUGCCCGAGAGAGAUGCAGUUUCGUGGAACUCAAUGAUUGCAGGUUACAUUCAAGUUAAAGAUUAUAAUGGCGCAUUAAGUUUGUUUCAUGAAAUGUCAAAUGCCAAUAUUGAGGCAACAGAGAUAACGCUUAUUUCUGUUCUGGGUGCUUGUGCGGAGACGGGUGCUCUGAAAGUAGGCGGGAUGAUCCAUGAGUCCAUAGAAGCCAAGGGAUAUAAAAUUGAAGGUUACUUAGGUAUUGCACUUGUUGACAUGUACUCCAAAUGCGGAAACUUGAGUCUUGCUUGGGAAGUUUUCAGUCAAGUGAAAAUGAAACCUGUUAGUUGUUGGAAUGCAAUGAUUGUGGGUUUGGCUGUCCAUGGUAAUUCUGAUGAAGCUUUGGAGUUGUUUGCAGAGAUGGAGAGGAGGAUUGAUGAAGUUAGACCAAAUCGAGUCACCUUUAUUGGAGUGCUCAUUGCUUGCAGCCACAAGGGCUUGGUGGAUAAGGGCCGUGAGUUCUUUGAUCGCAUGAGGAAGGAGUACAAAAUAGAGCCUGACAUUAAACACUAUGGGUGCAUGGUUGAUCUACUAAGCAGGUGGGGGUUGUUAAGUGAAGCUUAUGAGAUGAUCAAGAGUAUGCCCUUCAAAGCAAACUGUGUCUUGUGGAGAACAUUACUUGGUGCUUGUAGGGUACAUGGCAAUGUGGAAUUGGCAGAGUUAUCCUUCCAAGAGCUUACAUAUUUGGAACCUACUCAGGAUGGUGAUUAUGUACUCUUAUCAAACAUUUACUCUGACGCGCGAAGAUGGGGCGAUGUGGAAUUGUUGAGAGGUGAAAUGAUUGACUUUAGGGUCCCAAAGAGACCUGGCUCUAGCAACAUUGAGAUGAAGUAAUUCCAUUUCACUUGCUUAGUCACAGAAGUGAUCAGGACUCGACCAUCCUUUUCUGGGAGAACAUCAAGGAAUUUCAGUGGGGACGAUUGGCUUAAAAGUGAAGUCAUUGAAACGCCUUCUUAGGUCAAUGUUGUAAUUUGCAGUGUCAAGGAGGAGCUUUGGGAACAAAGAAUGGUAGGAUGGCUUCCCCAGUUCAUGUUGUAAUGUGUUUUGAGUUGAAAUGAGCUGACAAUACUUGGAGCACAACUCCUGUUGAGUUAGGAUCGAAAUCUUUUCCUACAACCAGUGUUAGAUUCAACAGUAGCUUCUGGGAGUAGGAAAGAAACGCAGUAAGUACUUUGUCAAUGUACUCAUCUCCUCGCUGAAAGAAACCAAGUAAUGGCAGGGCCAUUUUCUGCAUAAUGUGUGAAGAGGAUGUCCUAAUGCUUGUUUCUCAGUAUUGGAGGAUUGCUUCUUCAAGUGAUUGCAAUUUUCUAAGAAGGUCUAAGCAGGUUAGCAUACUCUUGAUGUGAAAGCAUUGCAAAAGAGAUUUUUUUUCCCCUUUUUCCCUUUUGCAUAUAUCUCUUGUAUAUGAACAAUUCCAUAUCCUGCAUAACGAUUGGUGAUCCUGCAAUCUUGUUACCUUACAAAAUGUAGACAUCUAUCAGAACU
Rhodamnia argentea is the source of this 2770-nucleotide messenger RNA. RefSeq names its product pentatricopeptide repeat-containing protein At5g15300-like. Gene Ontology annotation, biological process: RNA modification. The transcript has a single exon. Lineage: Eukaryota; Viridiplantae; Streptophyta; Magnoliopsida; Myrtales; Myrtaceae. The record is from RefSeq and is a predicted model, not a curated record. Gene Ontology annotation, molecular function: protein binding; RNA binding. The coding region runs from base 533 to 2119 and encodes 528 amino acids.